This is a messenger RNA of Toxorhynchites rutilus septentrionalis, 13332 nucleotides long. RefSeq lists its product as uncharacterized. The record is from RefSeq and is a predicted model, not a curated record. Gene Ontology annotation, molecular function: nucleic acid binding. Lineage: Eukaryota; Metazoa; Arthropoda; Insecta; Diptera; Culicidae. The transcript has 4 exons. Gene Ontology annotation, biological process: DNA integration. Bases 7640 to 11602 code for a protein of 1320 amino acids.
UGAUGGCGUUAGUUCUAUUGUAUCGAGGCAGUGCUAUCGAAGAUUUGUCUAUCGCGUCGUCUAAUUAACUAUGGCUGGUACGCGUUCAUUCCUAGCAUUACUGCUCUACUAUUGGUACCACAACGAUUAGAUUUUUUUGAUAAUCAUAUAUGGACGAUUCCGGAUUUAUGCGCACCUUACGCUUGAAUGGAGGACACCAAUAUGCCUAUAAAAAUGUUCUAUAUUAUUCCUAUUUCCAUUAUUUCCCGGUUUGCUGGGCAAUAUUUGUUUAACUGAGUCGAAUCAGCAAAUAUCCACGAGAGAUAAAUUACCACGGGCUUUUAAAUCACUUGCUGAGAAAACACCGAGGUUUCUCCCUUUAAGAUCUGCAACUUCAUAGGAACUGGAUCCUUUUCGAGAAAGAAUAACGCAGGGUUCAUACACUUCCCCUAAUUUGGCGUUGAAAUUAUCCCUAGCUGAGGAUUGACGGAAAGUCCUUUUAUAGACACGUUGACCUAUAUCGAAAAUCGUAAUAUGUAACCGAUUACUCGCGGUUGGCUCGAGGUUAGUAUUACAAGUGUUUUCGUAAUUCGGAUGUUGCUGUCUCCAAUGCUCUGUACGUGUGCCCGACACGGGAUACUUCCUAUUGGGAUGCAGCUAACCCUUAAUCAGCAACGCCCCCCCUAGUCUGUACCUUAUAUCUAGCGUGGUGCGUCUUUCUCGACUCGAGGAAUCCAGGAUAGAAUGGUCACUAACCGGCGCAAUCAUCAGUUCAUGUAGAGUUGUCAUGAGCGGUACAACCUUUGGCUCUUGUUGAAUGAUCAGUGGACUGCACAACCUUUGGCCCGUGUAUCUGUAAAAAGUGUGUGUAUGUAUUGCCGCGGCUAAGUAAAAGUUUAUCGAUCGGAUAGGAGGGAUAUAAAACGGGGACACAACGAAGGAAACAUCAUUAAACGUUGACAUCUGCGUUUCUGAGGAACAGGUAUAGAUGAAGCAGAAGAUCAGGAUCACGGCUACCUAAGAUAUCCCGGACGGGGAUCUCCGAUUGUCUGCCUUAUGCUCUCAGUGCUCUAGAGAGCUGAGAGCGAGCAGUAUGGAACCGGAUACACGACCAGACAACAUGCUCGAUGUCGUGGCUUAUGUCUUAAAUCAUAUUUCUUUCUAGUAGUCUCGUUAGCUCGCUUUAAAUGAAUAAUCACAUUUUCGUAAACAGUUUUACUGAUUGUUUUCAAUCGCUUUAAUCUCUCCUCUGGAGAGUAAUCAUCUUCAUCUUGUAGUAGAUGUUCGGUUCCUUUCGUCACGAUUUCGUGUCCGAAGAUCACUCGAUAAGGUGUAUAUUUUGUAGUAGAGUGGAUUGUGUUAUUCAACACAAAUUCCACUUCAGAUAUUUUCGUAUCCCAUACUCUUUGAUUUUCCCGUACGUAGCUCCUAAUCAUCGCAUUGAUCGUGCGGUUUAGUCGUUCUGUGGGGUUUGCUUGGCUAUGAUGCCUCGCACUGGCCCAAUGUUGAAUUUCAUAUUUAUUGAGCAUUUCUUGAAAUUCUUUGGAUAGAAAUGUUGCAUUAUCGGUUAUUAUAAAUUGGGGAACAGACAACCGUCUGAACCACAACUGUUCAACGUUUUCACAAACGCUGCUUGAAGAAAUUUUCCGAACAGGAAUCAGAAGACAGUAUUUUGAAAAUACGUCCAUGAGAACAAGCAAAUGGGUAUUGCCUCGAGCACUUCUCGGGAGAGAUUGGAUGUAAUCCAUUGUUAGGAUCUGAAAAGGUCUGGUCGUAACACGCUGGUUGCUCAUUUCGGGAACAACAGACGUUGUCGAAUGCUUGAUCCGUUUGCAAAUAUCGCAAUUGAGUACAUAUUUCUUUAUGUCCGCGGCCAUACGUGGCCAAUAAUAACGCUUUUUGAUUUUCUCAACCGUUUUUUCAUAUCCAAUAUGGAAUGAAUUAUCAUGUUCUUUCAUCAGAAUGUCCUUGCGUGACGAUUCUGGAACACACAAUUUCCAAUCAAAGGUGUAAUCUAAAACAUCAGAUUGCGAGGAAACAAGCUUAUAAAGCUUUCCCUUUUCAAGUUUAAAGUCCAUGUACUUCUCGGGUUCACGCUGAAUUGAAAUGAACAGUCGAGAGUACCAAUCAUCUCUGGUUUCUAUCUCUGAGAUCUCCAUUGACCUUGACAAAGCGUCUGGUGCUCAAACACCGUUCUCUUUCCCUUUACGGUGUUUGAGCACCAUAUCGUACUGCUGAAGUUCGAUGCUCCACCGCGACAAUCUAGAGGACGUCCUCCACUUCGAACGCAUUAUGAAGGUCAAGGCUGACGAGUCAGUCACCGAAAUUUAUCUAUACAUCUGAGAGCUGCCAACCCUUCCUUUUCUGCGGCAUGGUAAUUGAGUUCAGCUCCUUUCAAUUUUUCAGAGUGGUAUGGCUCGGAAUGACUUAUCGGCUUCAUUCGUCCACGUCACUGUCUUUGGUCGGUUUUUGAUCAAAUCAGUGAGCGGAACGGUAAGUGCACUAAAUUGGUCAAUGAACCGUCGGUAAUAAUUGACCAUACCGAGGAACCCAGCAAACAUUAAAUCGCAUAACAAGCGUAUAUAUAACAUCAUAUGCCCUAAAAUUUGGUUGGCAUAUAAUGCGCCUAACUGGCAUAUGCAUGCAAAAGUGGAGGCCAUAUACAUACAUGGCAAAUGCUUACCGAAUUUGUUUGGAUGAAUAUGCAACUUUGACCGGCUAUAAUAGCGAUUAUGUUGGAAUUGAAUUGCGAUCUAAUAUGAAUAUAUUCAUGAAUUGUCAAAGCACCAAAUACGACUUUUGCCAUACUCAUAUACGAUUUAUUACAGACAUAGAAAAAAACAAAUGGCGCAAAAUAUUUUCGUGAAAUGUUUAUUAUAACCUCUCGAAUCGCCAUUUUUAUAUAUGAGUAUUUAUGUUCGUAGAAAUAAUAGUUGAUUGAUUGACUUAUGUUGGGAGUGGAAUAUGAAUGUUUAAAAUGACACAGAUCAAACAUCAGGUGGAAACUGCUCCGAUGUGGGUUCGAACUCCGGUCGUCUGGAUUAUCAUCCACCAGCUAUCUCGCGCGGCUAUCUGAAAUUUAAUUCAACAGCGGUUAAAACUUUCGAGAGCAUCAGCAUUUCAUUGACAUUUCAAUAUGAUGUAAUAUGUUCUUUAUUAGGAUCUAAUAUGAUUACUGUUUCAUGAUUUUAUUCAGCAUGCAUGCGAUUUAAAAUAUACACGAUACAUACUUUGAUUGAUAUUAUAUGCGAUUAUGAUUUAUUCGGAUUUCUUGUAAGACUUGGUACGUGCAAAAUUAUACGAUUUAAUGUUUGCUGGGAAUCUGCGUAGUGCACGAACGGAUUUGGGCACCUCAUACGCAACAAUCGCGUGUACGCGAUCGGGAUUGGGUCUUAUACCGUCUUUGGAUAGGAUGUGUCCCAAACAAGGCAAUUCCGGCCAAUCAAAAUUUGGACUUCUCUAAUUUUAUUCGUAAGUCUGCAAUUCGCAAACGUUUAGCUAGCUCUUUUAAAUUUUUGAUGUGUUCUUGGAAGGUUCUACUAGCGACAACAAUGUCAUCCAAGUAUACAAAAAUAUUGGGUUCGAGUUCUCCAAAUCCCAAUACUCUGUCCAUUAAUUUGCUCAAUGUCGCAGGACUAUUCAUUAGUCCGAAUGGCAAUCUUUUGAACUGGAAAAGUCCUCGUCCAGGGAUCGAAAAGGCUGUAUAUGGACGAGAUUCUACGCUAAGGGGAAUUUGAAGAAAUGCUUGACUAAGGUCAAUGGUUGUUAAAUACUUGAAUGAUCCCAAUCGACAUAAAAUGCGAUUUUGAUGAGGAAGUGGAUAAGCAUCACGUUUCGUACGCUCGUUUAAUUUCCUUGCAUCGAGACAUAGCCUCACAUCAUCGCUACCUCGCUUCGCAACUGGGACCACAGGUUGUGCCCAUUCUGAUCGUGAUGAUUCAACAAUAUCGUCUCUGAUCAUGUUAUCUAAUGCUCGAUGGAUUUUACGUUGUGUUUCAGGGCUCCAUGGGUAUGGGUUUUUCCGUAUUGGAGGUUGGUUUUGAAAUUCAUCUUUGAUUUCAAUAGAGUAUGCGAGUAAUUUAGUACAACCUAUAUCUCCAGGAGUGGGUACUAAAAAUAACUUUUGACGUAGGACUAUGUCUAACCGGAAGAUAUAGGGGGUGAAAUGGAAAUCUAGACACUGAACAUAUAGGAAAAAAUGCAAGAUUUGGAACGCUUAUAACUCGAGCAUUUCUCAAUAGAUGAUAGGAAAUAUAUCUACGCAUCUAUCAUAACGAAUAACAUUUCAUUUUUCUUGAGAUAAAUAAUUGAAUAAUUGUAAAAUAUCAAGCAUUGUCAAAAUGCACUAUGUGCCUAUUUUUGAUUGGUCCAUUUUGUGCUCCUCAAAUCGUACCGACCAAAACGGGCAACCAGAGCAGCAGCGAAAUAGAAUGAAGCACGAUUGGAAAGUGUUGGGGUUAACUGGCCACCCUAACCAAACAUAACCACUAGGCUCUCCGCUGACAGCCUCGACUGUCUGUUCGGUUGACGUCAAGAGGUAGAAAGCCAUUAUGUGUUAUUGUAUUGUGAUGUAGAAUUAUAUAGUCACGUUUUAUCGUUCUAAAUACAGUUUAGUUUUAACCCGCGAUUUUAUUGCCCUAAUGGGCCACCUGAGUAACAUCACAAAAGUGGCGACGAGUGUAAACGUUUUUUUUUUUUUGUUGGGUUCUCCGGUUUCGAGUAGCGAAAACGCGUCCGAAAAUUCACCACCACCACGACGCCUCCAAGGAAGAGGAGAAAGCGCACAUAUAGCGUAAUGGAGGAGCAGCAGCAAGCGGGAUUGGGUCUUAUACCGUCUUUGGAUAGGAUGUGUCCCAAACAAGGCAAUUCCGGCCAAUCAAAAUUUGGACUUCUCUAAUUUUAUUCGUAAGUCUGCAAUUCGCAAACGUUUAGCUAGCUCUUUUAAAUUUUUGAUGUGUUCUUGGAAGGUUCUACUAGCGACAACAAUGUCAUCCAAGUAUACAAAAAUAUUGGGUUCGAGUUCUCCAAAUCCCAAUACUCUGUCCAUUAAUUUGCUCAAUGUCGCAGGACUAUUCAUUAGUCCGAAUGGCAAUCUUUUGAACUGGAAAAGUCCUCGUCCAGGGAUCGAAAAGGCUGUAUAUGGACGAGAUUCUACGCUAAGGGGAAUUUGAAGAAAUGCUUGACUAAGGUCAAUGGUUGUUAAAUACUUGAAUGAUCCCAAUCGACAUAAAAUGCGAUUUUGAUGAGGAAGUGGAUAAGCAUAACGUUUCGUACGCUCGUUUAAUUUCCUUGCAUCGAGACAUAGCCUCACAUCAUCGCUACCUCGCUUCGCAACUGGGACCACAGGUUGUGCCCAUUCUGAUCGUGAUGAUUCAACAAUAUCGUCUCUGAUCAUGUUAUCUAAUGCUCGAUGGAUUUUACGUUGUGUUUCAGGGCUCCAUGGGUAUGGGUUUUUCCGUAUUGGAGGUUGGUUUCGAAAUUCAUCUUUGAUUUCAAUAGAGUAUGCGAGUAAUUUAGUACAACCUAUAUCUCCAGGAGUGGGUACUAAAAAUAACUUUUGACGUAGGACUACGUCUAACCGGAAGAUAUAGGGGGUGAAAUGGAAAUCUAGACACUGAACAAGUAGGAAAAAAUGCAAGAUUUGGAACGCUUAUAACUCGAGCAUUUCUCAAUAGAUGAUAGGAAAUAUAUCUACGCAUCUAUCAUAACGAAUAACAUUUCAUUUUUCUUGAGAUAAAUAAUUGAAUAAUUGUAAAAUAUCAAGCAUUGUCAAAAUGCACUAUGUGCCUAUUUUUGAUUGGUCCAUUUUGUGCUCCUCAAAUCGUACCGACCAAAACGGGCAACCAGAGCAGCAGCGAAAUGGAAUGAAGCACGAUUGGAAAGUGUUGGGGUUAACUGGCCACCCUAACCAAACAUAACCACUAGGCUCUCCGCUGACAGCCUCGACUGUCUGUUCGGUUGACGUCAAGAGGUAGAAAGCCAUUAUGUGUUAUUGUAUUGUGAUGUAGAAUUAUAUAGUCACGUUUUAUCGUUCUAAAUACAGUUUAGUUUUAACCCGCGAUUUUAUUGCCCUAAUGGGCCACCUGAGUAACAUCACAAAAGUGGCGACGAGUGUAAACGUUUUUUUUUUUGUCGGGUUCUCCGGUUUCGAGUAGCGAAAACGCGUCCGAAAAUUCACCACCACCACGACGCCUCCAAGGAAGAGGAGAAAGCGCACAUAUAGCGUAAUGGAGGAGCAGCAGCAAGCGGGAUUGGGUCUUAUACCGUCUUUGGAUAGGAUGUGUCCCAAACAAGGCAAUUCCGGCCAAUCAAAAUUUGGACUUCUCUAAUUUUAUUCGUAAGUCUGCAAUUCGCAAACGUUUAGCUAGCUCUUUUAAAUUUUUGAUGUGUUCUUGGAAGGUUCUACUAGCGACAACAAUGUCAUCCAAGUAUACAAAAAUAUUGGGUUCGAGUUCUCCAAAUCCCAAUACUCUGUCCAUUAAUUUGCUCAAUGUCGCAGGACUAUUCAUUAGUCCGAAUGGCAAUCUUUUGAACUGGAAAAGUCCUCGUCCAGGGAUCGAAAAGGCUGUAUAUGGACGAGAUUCUACGCUAAGGGGAAUUUGAAGAAAUGCUUGACUAAGGUCAAUGGUUGUUAAAUACUUGAAUGAUCCCAAUCGACAUAAAAUGCGAUUUUGAUGAGGAAGUGGAUAAGCAUCACGUUUCGUACGCUCGUUUAAUUUCCUUGCAUCGAGACAUAGCCUCACAUCAUCGCUACCUCGCUUCGCAACUGGGACCACAGGUUGUGCCCAUUCUGAUCGUGAUGAUUCAACAAUAUCGUCUCUGAUCAUGUUAUCUAAUGCUCGAUGGAUUUUACGUUGUGUUUCAGGGCUCCAUGGGUAUGGGUUUUUCCGUAUUGGAGGUUGGUUUCGAAAUUCAUCUUUGAUUUCAAUAGAGUAUGCGAGUAAUUUAGUACAACCUAUAUCUCCAGGAGUGGGUACUAAAAAUAACUUUUGACGUAGGACUACGUCUAACCGGAAGAUAUAGGAGGUGAAAUGGAAAUCUAGACACUGAACAAGUAGGAAAAAAUGCAAGAUUUGGAACGCUUAUAACUCGAGCAUUUCUCAAGAGAUGAUAGGAAAUAUAUCUACGCAUCUAUCAUAACGAAUAACAUUUCAUUUUUCUUGAGAUAAAUAAUUAAAUAAUUGUAAAAUAUCAAGCAUUGUCAAAAUGCACUAUGUGCCUAUUUUUGAUUGGUCCAUUUUGUGCUCCUCAAAUCGUACCGACCAAAACGGGCAACCAGAGCAGCAGCGAAAUAGAAUGAAGCACGAUUGGAAAGUGUUGGGGUUAACUGGCCACCCUAACCAAACAUAACCACUAGGCUCUCCGCUGACAGCCUCGACUGUCUGUUCGGUUGACGUCAAGAGGUAGAAAGCCAUUAUGUGUUAUUGUAUUGUGAUGUAGAAUUAUAUAGUCACGUUUUAUCGUUCUAAAUACAGUUUAGUUUUAACCCGCGAUUUUAUUGCCCUAAUGGGCCACCUGAGUAACAUCACAAAAGUGGCGACGAGUGUAAACGUUUUUUUUUUUUGUCGGUUUCUGCGUUUUCGAGUAGCGAAAACGCGUCCGAAAAUUCACCACCACCACGACGCCUCCAAGGAAGAGGAGAAAGCGCACAUAUAGCGUAAUGGAGGAGCAGCAGCAAGCUUCGGGAGUCAAUUCACUCGGACAGGGCCAGAAUGGGCAUCACCAGCAGCAGCAUCCUCCACCGCAGCAACAGCUUCCUCCGCAUCAACAGCAGCAUCCUUUACCGCCUCAGCAACAUCCAGCACCUCUCCACAAUCAACCGCAGCUUGGCCUUCCACACGAUGCCCUCAUUCUGCAAAUAUUGCAGCAACUGCAGCAUCAGCAAGCCAUAACCAACCAGCUCCUUCAGCAGCAGCGAGAGUCGCAACAGCAACAACAACAGGGAGCUUUCCAGCAGCAGCAGGAAAUCUUUCGGAGCGCGAUGCAAUCCAUCCAAGUGAACGUUCCUCCCAAUCCGGAAAUCAUCCUGGACUCGUUGGCUGCAAACAUUAAAGAGUUUCUGUACGACCCAGAAACUCAUUCCACAUUUGGUUCGUGGUUUGCGAGAUAUGAAGACCUGUUCGCGAAAGAUGCGGAACGAAUAGACGACAGUGCAAAGGUACGAUUGCUUCUCCGUCGGUUGGGAACUCAGGAACAUUAUCGAUAUGUCAGCUACAUCCUGCCAAACACACCGAAAAAUUUCUCGUUUUUGGAAACAGUGGAGAAGUUACGAGGUCUAUUCGGUACAAAGGAGUCAGCAGUGAAAAAGCGGUACUCCACACUCACCAUCACGAAAUCACCCACGGAGGAUUAUGUGUCGUACGCCUGCCGGGUGAACAAGAUGUGUGUGGAAUUUGAACUGUCCAAGAUGUCAGAAGCACAGUUCAAAUGCCUAAUGUUUGUUUGUGGCCUUAAAUCCGAGCGCGAUUCGGAAGUGCGAAUGAGACUGCUUUCCAAGAUCGAGGAUAGCAAUAAUGCCACCCUGGACACGCUCAUCGAUGAAUGUCAACGGUUGAUGAACCUCAAAAGUGAUACAGCCAUGAUUGAGAAUCCGGUUCCCUCUACAGUUCAAGCCAUCAAGGGAAACCAGCAACACCGGAAGACAUUCAAGAAGCCGUUCGACAAUCAGCGUAGUUACCAACAGCAACAGCAUCAGCAGCGGAAGAGUGGUCCGGCAUCACCUUGCUGGAAUUGUGGUGCGAUGCACUACGCAAAAGAAUGUAGCUUCAUCAACCACAAGUGCUCGUCCUGCAAUCAGUCGGGGCACAAAGAAGGAUAUUGCUCCAGUGCCAAGAGAUCAGCGAAGAGAAGAAAACCCUACAAUAAGCAGUUUUCCACCAAAACCGUGGUGUCCGUCAACAGUGUGCAAGGCAAGCGGCGUUUCGUUUGGGUGAAGCUGAACGAUAUUCCGGUUCGUCUUCAAUUAGACACAGCAUCAGACAUCACGAUUGUGUCGAAGCAGAUAUGGGAGAGAAUCGGUAGGCCAGCGGCAGUGCCGACAGUUCAAAGUGCCAAAACUGCAUCAGGAGAGGACCUUCGUCUCGAAUUUGAGUUCUCUUGCACAGUUUCUCUAAACGAGUCCGUGAGUACUGGUCAUAUUUACGUUUCUAAUAACUCCUUGAAUCUUCUGGGAAUCGAUUUUAUCGACAAGCUGAACCUCUGGUCUUUACCGAUGAACAAAUUCUGCAAUCUCGUUAGCGGUGAGGGACCAAUCGAUGCAGCUUCAUUGCAGAGGGACUAUCCCAGACUAUUCAGUUCAACUCUGGGACUCUGCACCAAGACAAAAGUUAGUUUGGCACUCAAGGAGGCAUGCAAACCAGUUUUUCGACCUAAACGACCAGUCUCCUAUGCGAUGCUACCCAUCGUCGAUGCAGAGCUAAAUCGUCUAGAAGGCCUGAACAUAAUCUCUCCUGUAGAUUUCUCGGAGUGGGCGGCUCCAAUUGUCGUGGUGAGAAAAUCAAAUGGUAGUAUCCGUAUAUGUGGCGAUUAUUCUACCGGUCUAAACGAUCGCCUACUACCGCAUCAGUACCCGCUACCCUUGCCACAGGACAUUUUCUCGAAGUUGACUGGCUGUACAGUUUUCAGCCAGAUCGACUUAUCAGACGCUUUUCUGCAAAUGGAGGUCGACGAAAGCAGUCGGAAACUACUCACCGUUAAUACUCAUCGGGGCUUGUACCAAUAUAACAGGCUCCCUCCCGGAGUGAAGGCAGCUCCUGGCGCAUUCCAGCAAAUGAUAGACAUCAUGUUGACAGGACUUAGCUUCACGUCGGGCUAUCUGGAUGAUGUUGUCGUCGGUGGUAGGACCCCUGAAGAACAUCAGCAAAACUUGCACGCAGUACUUCAGCGCAUUCAAGAAUUCGGGUUUACGAUUCGACCAGAAAAGUGCUCUUUUGGACGGGAACAACUCGGAUAUUUGGGCCUUUUGCUCGAUAAAGACGGACUUCGCCCGGAUCCGAAUAAAAUCAAGGCAAUCCAGGACAUGCCUCCUCCUCGCGGUCUGACCGGUGUCCGUUCAUUCCUGGGAGCCGUGAAUUAUUACGGCAAGUUUGUCCCGAAUAUGCGCUCACUGAGAUACCCGUUAGACGAACUCCUCAAGACAUCGUCACCCUUCAAGUGGACAAAAGAGUGUCAAAAGGCUUUCGACGACUUUAAAGCGAUUCUGUCUUCUGAUCUUCUGUUGGCACACUAUGAUCCACAACGAGAAAUUGUUGUAGCAGCUGAUGCAUCAUCAAUCGGCAUCGGAGCUACUAUCAGCCACAAGUACCCGGAUGGCAAAAUGAAGGUGAUACAGCAUGCUUCGCGAGCACUAACAUCCACCGAACAAAAGUACUCGCAACCAGACCGUGAAGGAUUAGCAAUUGUAUUUGCGGUAACUAAGUUUCACAAAUUCAUCUUCGGCAGACGGUUUCGUCUACAAACGGAUCAUGCUCCACUAUUGCGGAUCUUCGGAUCAAAGAAGGGUAUACCGGUGUAUACAGCUAAUCGCCUCCAACGCUGGGCCCUUACACUGUUGUCCUAUGACUUCUCAAUGGAAUAUGUCGCAACGGAUAAAUUCGGGAAUGCGGAUGUAUUGUCGCGUUUAAUUGAUCAGCACAUCAAACCCGAUGAAGAUUUUGUAGUAGCCUGCACAAACCUCGAAGAAGACCUAAAAUCUGUAGCCAACAGCACAAUCAGUCAGCUUCCACUCAGUUUUCGGAUGGUGGAGCAAGCCACAAAUUCCGAUCCAGUUCUUCGGAAAGUCUACCGUUUCAUCAAACACGGAUGGCCGAAAAAUCGUGCCGAAAUCAAGGACCAAGAGUUAUUGCGCUACUACGACCGCCAGGAAGCGCUGUCCAUCGUCGAAGGUAGUAUUAUGUUCAGCGACAGGUUGGUUAUACCAGCACUCUACAGAAAGCGAUGCCUGAAUCAACUGCAUAAGGGACAUCCAGGAGUCCAACGGAUGAAGGCCAUCGCGCGCAGCUUUGUCUACUGGCCUUGUAUGGACGACGAAAUCACUAGCUACGUUCGAGCUUGUAACAGUUGCGCCUCCGUAGCAAGAUCUCCGCCAAAAGCAACACCAGUGCCAUGGCCAAAGCCCACGGUUCCAUGGCAGAGAAUUCACGUCGAUUAUGCUGGCCCACUGGAGGGCGAGUACUAUCUCAUCGUAGUGGAUGCAUAUAGUAAAUGGCCGGAAAUUCUUCCGACUAAGUCCAUCACAGCGAAGGCUACAAUUAACCUGCUACGAAGUGUGUUCACCAACAAGGGGAUGCCAGAAGUCUUAGUGUCCGAUAAUGGCACGCAGUUCACAAGCGCCGAAUUCAAGGAGUUCUGCGUUGAAAAUGGAGUGGAACACAUGACAACAGCACCAUUCCACCCACAAUCCAACGGCCAAGCCGAAAGAUUUGUGGACACCUUUAAGCGGGCGGUCAGGAAAAUUCAGGAGGGAGAAGUUUCCAUCAGAAUGGCAUUGGAUACAUUCCUACUUACCUACAGAACCACGCCAAAUCUGAAUACGCCAAAUGGAAGAUCACCUGCGGAGCUGAUGUACAAUCGUCGACUCAGAACAUCUUUGGAACUUCUACGUGUACCGCACAACCAAGCAUAACCAAUGCAGACUGAUGCUAAUCCUCAAUCCAGGUCGUUCGUUCCGAAGGAUACCGUUUACGCCAAAGUGUACAUCAACAAUAAGUGGACUUGGGCGCCAGGCACGGUAGUGGAAAGGAUCGGCUGUGUAAUGUAUAACGUAUGGGUCGAUAAUAGGAAGUUGAUCCGUUCUCACAUAAACCAGUUGAAGAGCCGAGGUGCAAUGACCCAUCAAGGAAGCAAGAAGCAAAGUAUACCGCUAGACAUCCUGCUGAGUGAGUGCGACGUGAACACGCCUGCAGCAAUGCGUACUCCGAUUCAGGACACACCCUCGCUGGAACACCGAUUGGAACCUAGGUAGUGCGGACUGAAUCAAAACGGCUGUCAAAAAAGAUCCAAUUGAAAUGUCAAAAGAGAUCCAACGAUCAGGAGUGUUAUUUUUCUUAUGAUAAUCAACACUAUAAAAAAGGUAUUGUUAUCAAAUGCAAAAAUAAUUAAACUUAUAAAAUGAACGAACUUCAUUUUUCCGUCAAUUGUUUAAUUGGCCAUUGCAUCUCUGAAAGAGAAUCUCAUAUUGCAAGGUAUCAGAACUUGACCGAAUAUCAACAAACUACAAAUAACGCUUAGUUCACUCCAACAUGCUCCGCCAACGGAUUGGAUGAUAGUUUUUGCUGUACAAGGACAGCACACCAGUUCGAUUAAAGACAGAGUGUACGCAACAGCAGCAAAUUUGAAGCAGAAUUUAAGAAGAAAUUUAAGUGCUUGUAUAAUUUCAUGUAUAUUUCUAUAGUAUUAAGUAAAAUACAAUGUACAUAGUUAUAGUAGUUUAAGUGUGUGUUGUAUUUUGUCUCCGAUGAAACGAGUCCCUCAAUCUGCUACAGUGAUGUGAAUUUCCAUGCGAAUGGAAAAUCCCCGCUGCAUCACUGCAAUGAAGGCAGUCUGCAUCGCGCCCACGGGGGGAUUUUGGGUUCUCACGUUGGGCAAUCCGCAUAAAGGCUGCUUUGGUAUCUCGCAGCGGGAUUAAGUAGCAGUUUUCACAGUCCACUGCAUUAAGACGCUAUCAAAAUAAUCUUGAAAAUGUGUAUGAAAGGUUUGCUACACUUUUGGUUUCCAAUAAUUCAAACAUCGUACUUACUCCACUGAUACGCGAAUCCUUAUUCGGAACUAGUUUGUCGUCUCCGCAAAAAUCAACCCAGUGCGUCUGUAAAUACGUUUCCGAAGCUAUAAGAGCUAACGCGAACAUUUUCACUCGUAUUCGGGCAGCCUUUCACUGAGCAACGCAUUUUUAAUGUCCACUUUCCCUGAUAUAAUUUUUCUCCGAACGAAAUAAAAACAAACGAAGUCACAGUCACGUAAAUGUUUACUCCUGUGAUUUGAAAACAUUCGAUGAAAAGUGGAAAGAAGAGUUGCCAGAUGAUUUUUAAAAAAAUGCUGUAAACAUAUGAGAAAGUCUGUUAAAAAUGUGGAAAUGUCUGUAAAAGCGUGCGAAUCUGUAGAAAUCUCUUUUAAUGUUAAUUUUUCCAGAUUCAUUGAUACUUUGUACAUCGCGAUGCACGUUAGAUUGUCUUUUGUAUAUUAUUGUAUAUUUUGUAUAUGUACAUCUUUUAUAUAUACAGCCAUUCCAUGCCAAACCGAUAUAGUGGUUCUCAGAUUUCAAUGAAAAGUGGUAGUUUUGUUCUUUAUCGCAAAACAUUAAACCCUUUUUUUUCGUUAGGGUGACCAUUUCCAUUUUAGGGUGGUCCGAAAAAUCAU